CUCGUGCCACGUCAGAGCUACACACUUGUUACCAUCCCCGCUACCAACUGCUAGCUCCACUGUCGCUUUCAGCUGUUUCUUCUUGCUGUCGCGAUGCUCUUCCUGGGACUCACCUGUCUGCUGCUGCAUGUGUCUCUGGUGUUUGGCACCGAGCUCACCUUUGAGCUCUCUGAUAACGAAAAGCAAUGUUUUUACGAGGAACUGCAGAAAGACGUGAAGUUUGAAAUAGACUUCCAAGUCAUCGCAGGAGGCAACUACGAUGUGGACAGCUUCGUCACCGAUCCUCAAAACAACGUCUUGUACAAUGAGAAGAAGAAGCAGUAUGACAGCUUCUCUCAUACCACGACUAUGGAGGGAACCUACAAGGUCUGCUUCAGCAAUGAGUUCUCCACGUUUACACAUAAAACCGUGUAUCUGGAUUUCCGCCACGGAGACGAGGAACCUCUCAUUCAGACCAUGACUGGAGCUACAGCACUGACUCAGUUGGAGUCAUCCUGCGUCUCCAUUCACGAGGUCCUGAAGGUGGUGGAUGACUCACAGACAUGGUACAGGCUCAGAGAGGCACACGACCGCACGAAAGCCGAACAUCUCCUGGAGCGGGUGACCUACUGGUCCAUCGGAGAAACCGUCCUGCUGUUUGUUAUCGGCCUCGGUCAAGUCGUGUUGCUCAAGAGCUUCUUCAGUGAGAGGAAAGGCUCUGUGGCGGCCACCACUUAGAACUCGUAGUCUUGAUUCGCCCUCAGAAAAACAGGUGGAAGCGUGUCAAUGUGAACACACAUACGUGCGUCUGGAGAUUAGCACACACCUUGUAGUAUUUCCAGCAGACUUUUUUUGUUAAAAGGGAUAGUUUGGGAAGUCUCUCUUUUUUUUCCUGCUCACAAAGUGUCAUACAAACUUGUGAGUGCCUUUAUCAUGACUGUGCUGAUUUGUUCUUAACAAGCGGUUUCGAGAAGAAACAACUCUUGUACUGGUUUUGGAAAAUGAGAUAUUUCCACCUUUCAACAUUGCACAGAUAAUUUAUAAUAUAUUUUUUAGUGCAACACAAAGCAGGGUUAGUUUGAUCUGUUAAUAAUGAAGACGGUCAUGGGUUUUCAUCUGGAUGCUAAUUACACAAGAUGUUGUGGUAAAUCAGUUGUUGCUGAGUGUAGGUUGUAUUGUUCUAUAUUGUGUUUAUUAUUACCUUAAUUUAUGUGCGAAAAAAUAAGAGGUGUAAGAGUUCCGUCUUCCUCGUCCCCUGUGUCUCAUACAAAGUGCCUUAAGACAUUUUCUUUUAAUUUCCUACCAAGUUGAAAGUUUACUUCUUUUUUUUUAAUUGGUCUGAUGUGCACCAUCCUGUUACUGAUUGGAUUCGCAGUUUUCACUCUUGUGGAUUAUAAAUCCAUGUUAUUUUAUACAGAGAUAUGUUUAACACUGUUAAGUGACAUCAUUGUGAUGGCUUUUCUUUUUCAACAACACAAAGUAUGCUUGCAGUCUUAUUUGUUUAUCUGUCUCUUAAUUAUCUGUAAAACCGGUCAACAGACAAAAGCCAUUUUUAGUAAAGAUGAAAAUCUGGUUUAACAUUGCCAUAUUAUGGUUUGUAUUUUGAGCAAUUUUGUUAUUUUUUUGGGACAAUGUGUCAGGAGCUGCCAACUUAGAUCCAGGUUCAUGUAAUAUGUAUUUUACAUUUUGAACUUAUUCUUCAGAAAACAUGUUUCAUUAUAAAAAAAUAAGUAGCUCACAUAA
Molecule: messenger RNA, 1722 nt
Organism: Cyclopterus lumpus (lumpfish)
Lineage: Eukaryota; Metazoa; Chordata; Actinopteri; Perciformes; Cyclopteridae
Gene: tmed3
Product: transmembrane p24 trafficking protein 3
Exons: 3
Coding region: 94-717 (207 amino acids)
Biological process (GO): Golgi organization; endoplasmic reticulum to Golgi vesicle-mediated transport; intracellular protein transport
Cellular component (GO): COPII-coated ER to Golgi transport vesicle; endoplasmic reticulum-Golgi intermediate compartment; COPI vesicle coat
Source: RefSeq, a predicted model, not a curated record